Molecule: messenger RNA, 1102 nt
Organism: Mandrillus leucophaeus (drill)
Lineage: Eukaryota; Metazoa; Chordata; Mammalia; Primates; Cercopithecidae
Gene: GSTO1
Product: glutathione S-transferase omega 1
Exons: 6
Coding region: 342-1046 (234 amino acids)
Biological process (GO): glutathione metabolic process; L-ascorbic acid metabolic process
Cellular component (GO): cytoplasm
Molecular function (GO): glutathione dehydrogenase (ascorbate) activity; glutathione transferase activity
Source: RefSeq, a predicted model, not a curated record
GUCAAAUAUGCAUUUUUCUCCAGCGAGAGGAAGGAUGACUCCUAGACCUGUCUUUGUCCCAUACUUGGGAAGAUAAGCCGUUAGUUUACAUUGCCAGGAUGAGAUUCAACUGAUCUGUUUUAGAGUAAAGAUCUUGGGGGCCCACAAGGAAUUUCCUUGUAAACAAGCCCCUUGGGGAGGUGUGUGGCUUUUGAUCUUUGUAGCUAUCUAUUUAGGAACAAAAUGGGAGGCAGUGUUGCCUGACUCAGUUUCCAAGCUUGACUCUUCCCUUUGGCGUAGUAAUUUGGGGGUCCAGAGAUUUUUAUUUUCCCUUCACAAGCUAACAGGAGCCUUUGGAGAGAAUGCUCUGGACCGGAAGCGCGCCCCCGGGGCCGGUCCCGGAGGGCUCGAUCCGCGUCUACAGCAUGAGGUUCUGCCCGUUUGCUGAGAGGACGCUUCUGGUCCUGAAGGCCAAGGGAAUCAGGCACGAAGUCAUCAAUAUCAACCUGAAAAAUAAGCCUGAGUGGUUCUUUAAGAAAAAUCCCUUUGGUCUGGUGCCAGUUCUGGAAAACAGUCAGGGUCAGCUGAUCUAUGAGUCUCCCAUCACCUGUGAGUACCUGGAUGAAGCAUACCCAGGGAAGAAGCUGUUGCCGGAUGACCCCUAUGAGAAAGCUUGCCAGAAGAUGAUCUUAGAGUUGUUUUCUAAGGUACCAUCCUUGGUAGGAAGCUUUAUUAGAAGCCAAAAUAAAGAAGACUAUGCUGGCCUAAAAGAAGAAUUUCGUAAAGAAUUUACCAAGCUAGAGGAGGUUCUGACUAAUAAGAAGACGACGUUCUUUGGUGGCAAUUCUAUCUCUAUGAUUGAUUAUCUCAUCUGGCCCUGGUUUGAACGGCUGGAAGCAAUGAAGUUAUAUGAGUGUGUAGACCACACUCCAAAACUUAAACUGUGGAUGGCAGCCAUGAAGGAAGAUCCCACAGUCUCAGCCCUGCUCAUUAGUGGGAAGGACUGGCAAGGUUUCCUAGAGCUUUACUUACAGAACAGCCCUGAGGCCUGUGACUAUGGGCUCUGAAGGGGGCAGGAGUCAGCAAUAAAGCUAUGUCUGAUGUUUUCCUUCACUAAUAUGAA